Messenger RNA from Rotaria sordida, 429 nucleotides. The record is from the annotation of a GenBank genome assembly. NCBI's taxonomy places the organism in Eukaryota, Metazoa, Rotifera, Eurotatoria, Philodinida, Philodinidae.
AUGGAAGGUGAUUUUAACAACUACGAUAAUGUAGCUGAGUUUGAUAUGAAAUCUAUGAAUAAUGAUGAUGAUAGUGUGAUGAGUGUUGGUAUUGAUAAUGUUGCUACAAUCUAUUCAAAUGCAAAUAUUGAUAUUCAACCUAAUAGUAUUAGUAUUCCAAUUUUUCGAUGUUCCAAAUCACACCAUCAUUUGUGUGAAGAUGAAUUAACUAUUAAAUCAUUUGAUCAUAUUCGUGUAUCGAAACCUGAUCGAUGGAAAAUUGGUUCAGAUGAAUUUCAAAUAUUUGUCGAAGAUAUUCGUACUAUAUUAUUUAAACAAAAAAAAUUUGAUUUCGAUGAUCCAUCUUGCUUCAGUGACGAAGGUUAUCAGGCUAUUGUUGGAUUAAGUAAAGGUAUUUCAAGAUUAAUAAUAAUAGUUGAAAUUAUAUAA